GUGCAUGGUUAAUCGUACAUUACUGUCCCACAGGGAGCGCUUGUACAUCUUUCUCACUGGCCCACCAGCAUGUCCGUCUGUGAAGAUAUGCUUCUUUGCAAUUACCGCAAAUGUAGAGUCAAGCUUUCAGGCUAUGCGUGGGUCACAGCCUGCUCCCAUAUCUUCUGUGACCAGCAUGGUAGUGGGGAGUUCAGCCGUUCACCGGCAGUCUGCCCUGCUUGCAACAGUGCCCUGUCCGGCAAGUUAGAUAUUGUUCGGACAGAACUCAACCCUUCUGAAGAAUAUAAAGCGAUGGUCCUCGCAGGACUUCGUCCAGAGAUUAUUCUAGACAUCAGCUCCAGGGCCCUGGCCUUCUGGACAUACCAGGUUCAUCAAGAAAGGUUGUACCAAGAAUACACCUACAGCAAGGCUGAGGGCCACCUGAAACAGAUGGAAAAAGUUUACACCCAGCAACUCCAAAGCAAGGAUGUGGAGCUGACAUCUAUGAAGAGUGAGGUUUCCUCCUUGAAGAAAGUGCUGGAGGAAUACAAAAAGAAAUUCACGGAACUUUCUGAGAAACUCAUGGAGCGCAACCGUCAAUAUCAGAAACUUCAGGGCCUCUAUGACAGUCUACGCUUGCGUAAUAUUGCUGUAGCCAGUCAGGAGGCAGCUCAUGAGCCUCCUAUGAUGCCUCAGCCAGCUGUCUUUGGUUUCCCUUUGGGAAAUGCUGCCAGGUUCUCUGGGGAUACAACACCUCACCAGGGCCAGCAUGGUGAAGGGGACUUCCAUUUCAAACCCUUCUUUGCUUCCUCUCCACCAGUGGGCGAGUCUGGCAACUGCUUCUUUUCUUUUGCUUCACCUGGCAAUGAUCUGGACCAGUGCCACGGAGGCAACAGAGCCUAUAAAAUUAAGAGAAUGUAGUCUAGAAUUCAUAUUGACACUUCAUUAGACCUUUCUGAAGACAAUGGACAAGAAGCUAUUUUAAUAGAGCUGAGAGUUUCACAAAAAUUUGCAGCCCAGACCUAAGAGAAAUCCAGUGGGUGCUAAUUUAUAACUCCCCAAAUUGCACCAUAGAAAACAUCAAAACAAGGGGUUCUGCAAGAAGAACUGAAAGAAUGAAUAAUCAGCCGCAACCCAAUUCUGUUCAUGACAGCUCUCUCUCUCCACAUGGACACAACAACAUCAGCCUAUCUUUCUUGCUCUGGCUAUGAUCUUAAUCUCAUUGUAUUUAAAAAUGAAAUGUGUUAAGAAUCAAGUAUCAGGGCUUUUUUGUAUCCUGUUAUAUUGCAAGUUGUUAUUACAACACAUGAUGGUUGUAUCUGUAGUAUAUUGUAAUAUUUCCUUUCAUUUUGAUUGUUGCUUUGAAUGCUCUUUGAUGCAUGUCAUAGGGAUGUGUUUUCCUCUGAUUAUGUGCAUAAAAAUGUUCUCAAGAUUGCAUUGUUUUGUUUAUCACUUGUAGGUACAGGUGUGCAGGGGGAAAUGUUUUUAUUUGCCUAUAUGUUGACUUUGAUCUUUGUGAAUACAUUUCCUUGGGUAUGCACCACUG
This is a messenger RNA of Heteronotia binoei (common prickly gecko), 1525 nucleotides long. RefSeq names its product cyclin B1 interacting protein 1 (gene CCNB1IP1). The record is from RefSeq and is a predicted model, not a curated record. Gene Ontology annotation, molecular function: ubiquitin protein ligase activity. The transcript has 3 exons. Lineage: Eukaryota; Metazoa; Chordata; Lepidosauria; Squamata; Gekkonidae. The coding region runs from base 70 to 900 and encodes 276 amino acids. Gene Ontology annotation, cellular component: synaptonemal complex. Gene Ontology annotation, biological process: reciprocal meiotic recombination.